Messenger RNA from Arctia plantaginis, 525 nucleotides. The record is from the annotation of a GenBank genome assembly. Lineage: Eukaryota; Metazoa; Arthropoda; Insecta; Lepidoptera; Erebidae.
AUGUCGGUGUGUGGUCAAAGCGGUCACACGGAAGAGGAUAGCGCGUCGGAGGAGAUUGGCGUCCCAUUCCGGGACAAGACAUCUGAUAUUUACAACCAGAAGCCCGCUAGUAAAGUUGUACGGGUGCUGACUGUGCUAGCUUACCUGCUGUCAGUGUCCUUGGCUGCGAUCCUGCUAUCCGUGUACUACAUCUGCGUGUGGAAGUCACCUGAGCUACCUCUUAGUGAGCCUAUUGAGCUUAAUGCUCGCCGCGGGAAUCGCAGCGACUACGGAGAGGCUGACUAUGCUGGCAAACCAUUUUUCUUCAGUGCGAUGCUGCAGGAAUUAGAUCACACAUCCAACUCACUUCAACUUUUGAACCCCUGUGGAACGCCUCCGGCUAUACGUCAAUACUUGGAAUUGCUGCUGAGAAAACCCAAUAAAAAAAUACAUGUCCUGGUAAUUGAAUCCAAGACCUCACCUUUACAAAUAAACUGCCACCUAAUAUCAAGUGACUUUACACCGUUUUUCAUUAAAAUCCUAUAA